This is a messenger RNA of Olea europaea var. sylvestris, 1504 nucleotides long. Its product is annotated as probable 1-acylglycerol-3-phosphate O-acyltransferase. Lineage: Eukaryota; Viridiplantae; Streptophyta; Magnoliopsida; Lamiales; Oleaceae. The record is from RefSeq and is a predicted model, not a curated record. The coding region runs from base 64 to 1251 and encodes 395 amino acids. The transcript has 10 exons. Gene Ontology annotation, molecular function: A2-type glycerophospholipase activity.
AUCAAAAUCAAAAUCACAGGUUUGGGCCGGCGGUUCAAAUUAUCCGCCAAUUCACCGUCGAAGAUGGUCGGGGAAGCCGGCUCAUCCGCCGCCGCAGCAGCAGCAACUACCACCGGGGCCGAAACUGCUGCAAAGAAAUGGUCAUUAUGGCCUUCGUUCUUCCGCUGGAUCCCUACCUCUACUGACCACAUCAUCGACGCCGAGAAACGCCUCCUCUCCCUCGUCAAGACUCCGUAUGUACAAGAGCAGGUCAAUAUCGGGUCGGGUCCACCAGGGUCGAAAAUCCGGUGGUUUCGAUCCAAGAGCAAUGAGUCGAGGUUUAUUAACACCGUUACAUUUGAUAGCAAAGAGGGGUCUCCCACGCUUGUUAUGGUUCACGGUUAUGCAGCUUCGCAAGGCUUCUUUUUCCGGAAUUUUGAUGCACUUGCUAGACAUUUCAAAGUCAUUGCUAUUGAUCAGCUUGGCUGGGGUGGAUCAAGUAGGCCUGACUUCACAUGUAAAAGCACUGAAGAAACCGAGUCCUGGUUUAUUGAUUCCUUUGAGGAAUGGCGCAAGGCAAAAGAUCUUAGCAACUUUAUUCUACUUGGACAUUCAUUUGGAGGGUACAUUGCUGCUAAAUAUGCCCUAAAGCAUCCUGAGCAUGUUCAACACUUGAUUUUGGUUGGACCUGCCGGAUUUACUUCAGAAACAGAACACAAGUCGGAGUGGCUUACCCAAUUUAGAGCAACAUGGAAAGGAGCCAUUUUAAAUCAUUUAUGGGAGUCUAAUUUUACUCCACAGAAGAUUAUAAGAGGUUUUGGCCCCUGGGGUCCAAGUCUAGUUCACAGGUAUACGAAUGCUAGAUUUGGUUCAUAUGCAGAGGGUGAUGGUUUGACUGAGGAAGAAUCUAGAUUACUCACAGACUAUGUAUAUCAUACUCUGGCAGCUAAAGCUAGUGGGGAGCUGUGCUUAAAAUAUAUAUUCUCCUUUGGAGCAUUUGCUCGAAUGCCUCUUCUACAAAGUGCGUCUGAAUGGAAGGUGCCGACAACCUUCAUAUACGGUUUCAACGAUUGGAUGAAUUACAAAGGAGCACAAGAAGCUCGCAAACACAUGAAGGUCCCAUGUGAAAUCAUAAGGGUUCCACGGGCAGGACACUUUGUAUUUAUAGACAAUCCGACUGCUUUCCAUUCAGCAGUAAUCUAUUCCUGCCGUAGGUUGCUUUCACCUCACCCGGAUAAUAUUUCACUCCCAGAAGGCCUAGCUUCUGCCUGAAACAACAAGAAAAAUAAAUGCAAUAGCUAGAUGAUGAUGAGCAAUAUCGGUCAGCCAUAAGUUUGUGGAUGGAAUCCCCCGAGAAGAGUUAGAAUGGCAUCCUGGAGAAUGGCAUCAAUCAUGCAUUCCUUUAGCUAUAUUUGGUACAGGUAUAAGUAUGUUAGUAUCGUAUGCCAUGUAUGGCUGUAUAAUCUUGAUUGGAAGCCUAAUAUUUCCCUUUAUUAAUGCAUAGUUCAAUUUUCACAUUUGAUUA